Messenger RNA from Panicum virgatum (switchgrass), 1241 nucleotides. RefSeq lists its product as uncharacterized. The coding region runs from base 155 to 967 and encodes 270 amino acids. The transcript is spliced from 3 exons. Lineage: Eukaryota; Viridiplantae; Streptophyta; Magnoliopsida; Poales; Poaceae. The record is from RefSeq and is a predicted model, not a curated record.
CCCGGGCCCAAGGGGGGUGCAGCCCGUGCGGCUGCACAGGGCCCCCAAAAUUCUGGGGCCCAAAAAUUUCUAGUAGCCCAUUAAGUAGUAUAACUACUUAUCUCCUUUCUACAGGCCCAAACGUGCAAAUGAUCAAAGUAAACCACUAAAGCCCAUGACCAGGUGUCCAGGCCUGCCUAGUGCCCACGACUGCCCACGAGGCCAUGACCGCCUGUUCAUUGGCUCGUCUGAUCGUCUCCUUUGCUGCUGUGUGCCGAUUCAUCUUCAACCGCCGACUGCAGACUCGCCGUCCUUCCUGGGCCCUUCGCCGAGCCGCUGCCCUGCCGAGGCAGACCGCCCACAGGCGGUCAGGCGCCAGGCGUCACUGCCGACUCCCGGGCGAGUGGGCGACGCUGCGACGGUCAGAGCCGCAGGGCAGGGUGUAGGCCGAUCGAUCAGGCCAGAGGCCAUCACGGAAUCACGCAAUCGGCUAAGGGAAACUGGUUUCUUAGAGGCAUUGGAGGUUGCCAAAGGAAUUGCACUUGACAUGGAUAUUGGUACAACAUUUCGCAAGAAACGAGAAAUUAAAAGAAAGAGACAGUUUGAUGAGAACCCUGAUGACACAAAUGCUUCAACUCAAUCUCCAGAGGAAUCAUUUAGAAUCAGCUAUUUUCUAUCUAUUGUUGAUCAAGCUAUUUCUUCACUUACAACGAGAUUUGAGCAGUAUCAAGGUUACCAAAAGAAUUUUGGCUUCUUAUUUACUUCUGAUGAAUUACAGUCAUUGGAUAAUCAGAGUCUGAAAUCUUCUUGUGAAAAUCUUGAGGCUGCCCUUUCAAAAGAUGGAAAAUCAGAUAUUGAUGCUAAUGAUCUAUAUGUCGAAUUGAAAUUUCUUCAAGAUUUCAUUCCAAAAGAAAAUAUGGACCCUGUUGAGAUAUUAAAGUUUCUGAAGCACCAUGAUUGUUUUCCCAAAUGCAACUAUCCCAUAUAGAGUUCUAUUGACUAUUCCUGUGACUGUUGCCUCAGCAGAACGAAGCUUUUCUAAAUUGAAGCUACUAAAGUCCUACUUGUGUUCUACACUGACCCAAGAAAGACUUAAUGAUUUGGCCAUGAUAGCACUUGAGAGUGACAUAUUGGAGAAGAUUGAUUAUAAGUCUAUCAUUGAAGAUUUCAUAUCAAGAAACCCGACAAGAAUGAGGUUGUUUCAGUAAAAACUAUAAAACUAAGAAUAAAUAGGGCCCCAUUUUUUGCCGGCACGGCCCUGU